Messenger RNA from Aspergillus welwitschiae, 3121 nucleotides. Its product is annotated as Zn(II)2Cys6 transcription factor domain-containing protein. Gene Ontology annotation, molecular function: DNA-binding transcription factor activity, RNA polymerase II-specific; zinc ion binding. Lineage: Eukaryota; Fungi; Ascomycota; Eurotiomycetes; Eurotiales; Aspergillaceae. The transcript has 4 exons. Gene Ontology annotation, biological process: regulation of DNA-templated transcription. The record is from RefSeq and is a predicted model, not a curated record. Bases 410 to 2695 code for a protein of 761 amino acids.
CUCAUCCGAAGCCCUCUUCUGGUCCUCAGGCUUCAUCAAUCAAUCAGUAUUCCCACGUCUUCCUUCCUAUCCCACCCCCCUCCCCAAUCCCCAAUCCCCAUUUCCCUACUACACCCACCCAUAUUCAUCACGCCCUUAUUUGUUUUUUGUACCACCCAGUGUCUGUCUGUCUAACUGUCUGUCUGUCUGUCUGUCUAUUUGUCUAUUUGUCUAUCUGUCUGUCCUGCUGGCUUGCCUGUCUGUCUAUCGCUUGAGUUUUUUAUUCCUUUUUUUUUCAUUACUCCCUCCUCUUAUUCAUUUCUUUUUAUUUUCCUCUUUUAUUUUCCUCUUCAGUGUCCAGCAAAGUUCAUGCAAUCCUUUCCUUUUCCUCUUCUUCACCGUUGGUAAAUAGUUUCCUGUUGUCAGCAUCAUGUCGAAUGUCGAUUUAUCAAGCGACGGCUUCAUUGGCCUGGACUACGACUCGAGGAAUUACCUCCAAGCUCACUCAUGGCCCGUGGCGGUGGACCACCAGGCCUCUCAGCGAUCGGAUGGAGCGCGAGACAUCUCGCCCUUGCAAACCAGCGGUCACGCUUACGAUCAAUCGGUAGCUCAGGAUCCUAAUCUGAUGGUCGACUGGCACUUCCAGCACUUGCAACCCCACCUUCAGUACUCCCAUGAGGAGGCCUCCUCCGCUCCCCAGCAGUUCACCACCGCCGCUAGCUAUGGCAUGUCUAUCCACUCUUCCCCCGUGGAUCUCAUGUCUGGAGCCCACGGCCACAUGAGCACGAGCCUGCUCGAUGGCUCUUAUCUGCCCCUCUCUGCGCCGGUCGACAUGGUUCCAUUCCCUUACCAUGACCUCCAGGCCGACCUCAUGGCUUUCCCUCCAGCCGCCGAUGGCUUACCAGAUCUGUCCGCCUACAGCGCACCGCAGAAUGUUCUGGAGAGCAGCUCACCCACCGACACCUACCUGGAGGUCCGUUCUCUGUCCAGUAGCGACAACGGCUGGAGCACCAUUGAGCCCCGCCGCUCCCAUGAAUUCUCCUACCCGGACCAGGACAUCUUUAUCAAUCCCACCCAGACCCUCCACGACCGGUCUCUGUCCGAGUCGUCCUAUUCCACCUCAUACGGCAGCUUCGUGGAGAUUACGAAUCCCAUCAAUUCGCCCAGCUCUGACACCAACUUCGACACUGCUUUCAACCACAGCAUGACUCGUCGGGUCUCUUAUGACCAUACCUCGCAUGGUUCGCAGUCCCCGACUGCGGUUAGCCCCGUGGCCAUUGUACGACCCAUUCCGGUGCCUUCCAAGAAGGCGUCGACCCCGCCUACUCGGUCUGCAGCAUCAACUUCAUCGGCUUCCCCUCCUAGCCGGAAGCCGUCCCGUAAGAGCCCGAUUGCUGCCAAGACAGCCGAGACCAAGGUCCGUAAGCAGUCGCAAAACGGAAAGCCAGAGACCGAGAAGCGUGUUGGCAAGCGAAAGGGCCCGCUCAAGCCGGACCAACGGAAACAAGCCAGCGAGAUCCGCAAGCUGCGCGCGUGCCUGCGUUGCAAGUUCCUGAAGAAGACUUGCGAUAAAGGAGAACCCUGCGCGGGCUGUCAACCCUCGCAUGCGCGGUUGUGGCAGGUUCCCUGCACGCGCAUUGACAUCAAGGAGAUCGGCUAUUUCAUGAAGGACUGGAAGGCGGACUACGAUCGUCACGUCAACUAUGAUUUCACGGUCGGAAACAUCAAGGGGUUCUCGGAUCUGGAGACGACUCUCUUCAUCACUCAUGGCUACGGUCAGAUUCUUCCCAUCAAUGCCCGCGAGGUCUACGUACACGACGAUCAGUGCUUCAAGGUCGACUGGGUCGAGUCUAUGCACCGGGAACCGACGCCAUACGAGGUGGAAACGGCCAGGCUCUCCGCUGGAAUGGAAGGCAUUUCGCACGCUAUGCUCUCGGAUUAUCUGGAUCGCCACAUUGACGGCAACGGAACGUUUGAGAAGUUUGUGGAUGACUACUUCGAAGGCACACCUUUCCUGACGCAGAUGCUGAAGACGGCCUUCCGGUAUUACUACCGCACGAAGUUGCCCGUGAUUCGCAAGGCGUUGAAGCUCAUCAUUGCCUACAACCUGACGUUUCACGUUACCAUGGUGGAGGGUAUUGGCGAGGAGGAGCAGUUCAAGGGAAAGAUCAACGACAAGUCGUCCAAGUUCAGUGGCAAGACGAUAGCGCCUGUGAUGGUCAACUUCCAGGUCAAGUGUGCCAUGGCGAACAUGUGGCGAGAGUUGCAGAAAGAUGUGCUGGAAGAGCUCUCUAGCCUCUACUCUAGUGUCUACAGUGGAGAGAAGCUCAAGAACUGGCCGACAAUUUUCAUUCUGGCUUCGAUACUUUUGGCCGUGUGGGAGGAGAUGCAGUUUGACUGCCAUUAUCGGACUCCGGAUGCUGCCGCUGUUGAGAAGUUCUGCAACGAUAUGGAGACCACGCCGGUGGGAGUCAUCGUCGGUCUGUUCCAGGCGAUUUCACAAAAGCUGCCUGCGUUUACGGACUGGGAGACGACCAAACACCACCACCUGCUGCACUCGAAUCCCGAUGUCUGCAACACAAUGACCGAGGUCCGCCAACAUGUUACGCAAUUUGAGAGCUAUCUUCGGGGCCGCUCUGGUUCCAAGUUCAACCGCAAUGACUUCGACUGUUUAUCCAACAAAUUUGUUUCCCGACUUGUGAUUCGCGCAAACUAAACGACGUGUAACGAGCUUUAAGAUGACGGCAUUAUGAUUAUGACACCAGCCCCGCAUCAGCGAGCGCCUUGCUUUCGUACUUUCGCCUUGUCAUCACGAAGCUUUUCAUUCCUUUGUUUUAUGAGGCUCUCUGGGAGUGGGAACCCUGGAGGGCCGCUCUAGCCUGAAGCAUCUGUCCGAUUUAGCAACCUUUUACCUUCUCAGUGGUAUACCUUUCUCGCACAGUAUUUACAAUAGCGAUGAUGAGGAUCACGAAUGUCAUGAUAUUGUACGGUCACGACCUGAUUGGCAGCGGAUGACGAGGGCAACUGCGUUGCCGACUCAUGCUGGAGGCUAGUUCUCGCUUCAUGAAGCUGCGUGUUUGCAUUUGUGUCCUUGAUUAGCGUGUUUAUAGGAUGAAUCAUGAUUAAAAAGUAUGCCAGUGUA